AUGAUCAUCAGAUCUCCAUUGCCUGAUCUUGACAUUCCAAAGGCAUGGACGAAAUCAGUUGAUAUUCUUACCUACCUCUUUCCCGAUGGUCAGCCUGUAUCAGACGAGCCAGUAUGGAUCGACGCAGCAAAGCCGUCUAACAACCUGAGUCCAAAAGAACUGCUGUUAUGGGUGAAGCGACUAGCUUUAGGCCUGGAUCGACUCGGAAUCAAGGAAGGCGAUAUUGUGAUGCUCUACUCGCCGAACAACAUCUUCGUGCCUGUAGCAUAUCUCGGGAUAGUCGGCAGCUGUCGAGCUUUCAGCGCCGCGAAUCCGAUCUACACCGUAGCAGAGGUGACACAUCAGCUGAAAAAUACUGGAGCAGUAUGCAUCCUGGCGCAUCCAAGUAUGGUGGAGAACGCAGUGGCGGCAGCAAAGGCAGCUGGCCUGCCCAAAAACCGGAUCUUUCAAUUUGACGACAAGCCAUGUCAGCCCUUCGCAGGUGUGAAGGAUUGGCGUCAGAUGAUGGCAAGCGUGCAAGAUGCUGAGGGCUAUCAAUGGAAGAAACUCCACGGCGAGGAGUCAGUCCGAACAGUUGCUACGAUAAAUUACAGCUCGGGUACGACUGGCUUGCCCAAAGGUGUAUGCGUCAGCCACCACAACCUGAUCGCAAACGUAGCGCAGACAAUCAACAUCAGAUGGCCGAAGCUAGACUUCCAGCGGGGUGAGAAACCGCAAGGAGAGCGAUGGGUUGGCUUCCUACCUCUAUAUCACGCAUAUGGCCAGCUGUACGUCAAUCUCAUGGCCACUAAGUGCGACAUACCGGUAUACGUCAUGCAGCAAUUCGUCUACAGCGAUUUUCUUCAGCAUAUCCAGGACUACAAGAUCACUCAUCUACAAGUUGCGCCGCCGAUCAUGGUAAUGCUCACCAAGCGACCCGAAACGAAGAAUUACGACCUCAGCAGUCUUAAAGGUAUGCUUUGCGGAGCGGCACCCUUGUCAAAAGAGCUCCAGAAUCACGUCCAGCGCGACUUCAACGUAGAGGUGAAGCAGGGCUGGGGCAUGACAGAAGUGACUUGUGGGUCAUUACUACAGCGCGAGGCGUCAGAUAGUGGUACAGUGGGAGAGCUGAUCGCGAAUACCGAGUGCAAACUUCUAGAUGACGACGGCAAUGAGGUUGGCUACGACACGCCAGGCGAGAUGUACAUACGCGCGCCAAAUGUGUGCCUAGGAUACUUCAAGAACGAUGCUGCGACGAAGGACUCGAUCAGUCCCGAUGGUUGGCUGAAGACUGGAGACGUGGCUAUCGUCAACAAGCAGGGGCUGUUCUGGAUCGUGGAUCGAAAGAAGGAGGCAAGUCUUACUAGAACUACAAUGUCUGAUCUGAUCAAGGUCAACGCUCUGCAAGUUGCCCCAGCAGAGCUCGAAGCUGUGCUGCUUGAGCACGACGACAUAGCAGACGCAGCUGUAGUUGGCAUCACUUUGCAUGAUGAGGAAUGGCCUCGUGCAUACGUAGCGCUCAAGGACCAUGCAAAGGGCAAGCUCACUGCGAAGGACAUACAGCAAUGGAUGAAGCCAAAGGUAGCGAAACACAAGCAGCUCGUAGGAGGCAUAGCGUUUGUGGAUGAAGUACCAAAACUUGCAUCUGGUAAGAUACAGCGGAAAGUGAUGCGUGAAUGGGCGAAGAGGGAUGCUCCGGGGAUAGAGCGCGAGUUCAAUAAUCUGCGAGCGAGAUUGUAG
Recurvomyces mirabilis is the source of this 1719-nucleotide messenger RNA. RefSeq lists its product as uncharacterized. Bases 1 to 1719 code for a protein of 572 amino acids. The record is from RefSeq and is a predicted model, not a curated record. Lineage: Eukaryota; Fungi; Ascomycota; Dothideomycetes; Mycosphaerellales; Teratosphaeriaceae. Gene Ontology annotation, biological process: secondary metabolic process. Gene Ontology annotation, molecular function: CoA-ligase activity. The transcript has 3 exons.